This is a messenger RNA of Phacochoerus africanus (Common warthog), 1641 nucleotides long. Its product is annotated as PWWP domain-containing DNA repair factor 3B-like. Bases 1 to 1641 code for a protein of 546 amino acids. The record is from RefSeq and is a predicted model, not a curated record. Lineage: Eukaryota; Metazoa; Chordata; Mammalia; Artiodactyla; Suidae. The transcript has a single exon.
AUGGCACCAUCUCCACCCAAGCGCCCUCGUAGAAAGUGCCGGGCGCCCAAAGGGAACUUGCCGGGGCGUCUCAGGAAGAGCAGAGAGCCCACAGCCGCCUCGGUACCUUCAGAGAGCAGAGGCGGCGGCGGCGGCGGCGGCAGCGGCAGCGGCGGCGACAAGUCACUGGGGCACGCGGCCGUCGCCCCCGGCCCAGGGGAAAUGCAGACGGCACCCCCAGGGAGCUCCAGCCCGUGCCCCCCCGCCCUGGCACGGUCAGAAGACGCCCACGAGAAGGGGGGCAAGGGAAGGCAGGACACCUCGAGAGGCUGGACCUGGCCUCGCCCAGCCCAGGAGGAGGGUGCUGGGGCCAGAGGCGGAGGCGGCCCGCCCAGACCCAAGGCUCUGAAGGAGGCGGCGCGGGGCCUCUGCCCAGAGACCCCGGCUGUCUCCCGUGGGCGUCCUAGCUCUGCUGGGAAAGGCCAGGCCGCCGGGGCCAGCGCCCGGGAUCCAGGCUUGGAGGGUGCGGCAGCACCCUCCGGGGCCCCUAACACCAGGCGGCCUUCCUCCGUGCGUCGGGCCAGCAGGAAGAGGAAGCGGCAGGCAGCAGAGGGCGGGGAAGCGCGGCGAGACCCUCCAAGCUCGCUCGCCUCCAAGGCUGGCAGCGCCCCCGGCGCCGGAGAGCAGGGCGUGGGCCGGGGAGCGGGCCGGCCGGCCGGCAGGGCUCUGCCGCCCGAGCCGUGUGCCAUUGAAAGAGGGACGAUGGUCUGGUUCAAGUUUCAAAACCACCCGUUCUGGCCAGCCGUGGUGAAGAGCGUCAGCCCGGCAGAGCAGACCGCCAGGGUGCUUUUGAUCGAGGCCGACAUGCCCCGGGAGAGCAGCGGCAUCCGCGUCCCUCUGCGGAGGCUGAAGCACCUGGACUGUGCAGGGCGAGAGAAGCUGCUGGAGCGAGCCCGGAAGGUGUACGGGCAGGGCGUGAACUGGUGCUUCUCCCUGAUCUGCCACUACCGAGACGGGCUGGGCCGCGGCUCCUUUGCGGGCUCCUUCCUGGACUACUUCGCCGCCGACUGCAGCUACCCGCUGAGGAGAGCCAUCCAGGAGGGCCCCCUGCGCGUGGACUUCCCGAAGGUGAACUACGCCGACCUGGAGGAUUCCGAGGACGAGGCCGCCCUGGGCGGGAGGAAGAUCCUCCCGGACCGCAUGCGGGCUGCCCGCGACCGAGCCAACCAGAAGCUGGUGGACUUCAUCGUGAGGAGGAAGGGGGCCGACCCCCAUCUCCUGGACAUCGUCAAAGGCAGGAAACGCUCCAGGUGGCUGGCAUCGUUUCUCAGGUCGGGCAGGUACGUGAUCUGCGUGGAGACCUACCUGGAGGACGACGAUCAGCUGGACGUCGUGGUGAGACACCUGCAAGACAUCUACCGGGAGAUAGACAGGAACGUGCUGGCUCUGACCCGGGACGACAAGGUGAGCUUCGUCCUGGAGGUCCUUCUGCCCGAAGCAAUCAUCUGCUCCAUCGCCGCCCUGGACGGACUGGACUACAAGCAGGCGGAGCAAAAGUACCUGCAGGGGCCCCCCGUGCGUUACCGGGAGAAGGAGCUCUUUGACCGCAAGGUCCUGAGGGAGCUCAGCAAGAGGUCCGCCAGGAGGCUCAGGGCUAAAUGA